Molecule: messenger RNA, 4523 nt
Organism: Vanrija pseudolonga
Lineage: Eukaryota; Fungi; Basidiomycota; Tremellomycetes; Trichosporonales; Trichosporonaceae
Gene: SPAC31G5.19
Product: putative AAA domain-containing protein
Exons: 3
Coding region: 448-4443 (1331 amino acids)
Biological process (GO): positive regulation of transcription by RNA polymerase II
Cellular component (GO): nucleus
Molecular function (GO): ATP hydrolysis activity; chromatin binding; histone binding
Source: RefSeq, a predicted model, not a curated record
CCCGAUCUUGGUCCACACGGCGCACACAGCUCUGAUCAGCACGCGUUCGUCGCUCACCACCCAUCCUUUGAUCCAUCCACCACACCGCUCCCAGCCCCGACACCGUCGCCGCAAGGUUACCCGCUGCAUCAAAACUCGUCGUCACCUUACGCCCAGACGUCGGCUCUCGGUGGCGUUGGUUCUCCAGUCUGGGUCAACCCUCCGCAACACCCACAGCACCAGCAGCAGCAGCAACAGCAGCAGCAGCAACAGCACCAGCAGCAGCAGCUCCAGGCUCUCCCCCCUCACCUCACCGGCGCGUCUCCGCUACCGGUCGCAACUCCGACACCGCCACCCGCUCCGGUUCCAAGUGAACCGAAAGCUACAGUGUCACCAACAAAACCUCCCCCGAAAAUCACCCUCCGCCUCCCUCCUCGUGGUUCUGUGACAACAAACUCGGAUCCAGACAUGGCUCCUCGCAGCCGCCGCGCAUCGGCCACGGCCAUCAAGAGGGAGCCUGAGCCGAGCACUUCUGGUCGUCCUCAACGCUCCAGCCGCGCUGCUGCCAAGAAGAGCUAUGCGGAGGAUGACGAGGAGGACGAGUACGAGGAAGAGGACGAGGACGGCGAUGAUUUCGACGCCAAGCCAAGUCGCCGUUCCUCCGCGACUGUGGGCCGUCGUUCGACUCGAGCUACCCGUUCGGACCAGUACGCUGACGACGGCGACUUUGAAGACAAAAUGAUGGAUACCAGCCCGGUGAUCCAGGAGGUUCCGGCAGGGCGUCCGAGAAGGAAGCGUGUCGUCGAUCCAGACGAGGACGAGGAGGAUUUCGUUCCGAAUGCCAAUGGAGGCCAUGAUGAGCCGGCGAUCCCUGAAGCUGAACCGGUGCAACAAGAAGACGACUCUGCUUUGCCCCCAAGCCAAGCACGUACUCGCCAUUCGUCGGCCGACGCCGAAUCGUUUGCCCCAGAGGAAAGCGACCAGGAUUCGCCAUCGCCCAGCCCCGAUCCUAUCGACGACUAUGAAGACGAGGAGGAUGAUGACAGCAUCGCCAGCGCCACACCACAGCGCCGCCGGACGCGCGCAUCCGUCGCGACGCGUUCGACUCGCAACACGCGAGGGCGCCGUGCGGACCCCGACUCGGAUGAAGAGUAUGGUGCGAGGCGCAACCUGCGAAAGCGCGACUCGCGACCAAACUACGAGCUCCCACCAAUGGAUAUCUCGGCGGAGAUUGCUGCCGCUGAUAUCAUGAACAAGGCGAUCGCUGCUGCAUCAGGUCCCCGUGGCCGCGGCCGUGCCCCAGGAUUAGCUGGUGGCGCUUUCGGAGCCUUGGGCUCAAAGCCCUUCCCCUGGAGCAUGAAGGGCAAAGACUUUGCACGAGCAAUGGGCGACCCCGACUCGUCAGACUCGGACGACAACCUGCAACCGAUGGCCAAUGCGGCAGCCGGACCAUCAGCUCUAGGCGGUGGUGGUCGCGCAGCCGGACCUGGAGGUGUGCCUGGACCAACAGACGUUCCCAACUUUGGACGCGUCAACCCCAAGUCUUCAAUGGCCGAUGCCGACCCUCUGGGGGUUGACAUCAAUGUCACGUUCGACCGUGUCGGCGGCUUGGACGAUCACAUCAACCAGCUCAAGGAGAUGGUCGCUCUGCCGUUGCUCUACCCAGAGCUUUUCCAGCAGUUCAACAUCACCCCUCCUCGUGGUGUCUUGUUCCACGGACCUCCGGGCACAGGCAAGACCCUCCUCGCUCGUGCGCUCGCAGCGUCAUGUUCCAAUGGCAACACAAAGAUUGCCUUCUUCAUGCGAAAGGGCGCCGACGUACUUUCAAAGUGGGUUGGUGAGGCAGAGCGCCAGCUCCGCAUGCUCUUCGAGGAAGCUCGCGCCUCGCAGCCAAGCAUCAUCUUCUUUGACGAGAUUGAUGGCCUUGCCCCUGUGCGAAGCAGCAAGCAAGAUCAAAUCCACGCCAGUCUUGUGUCGACUCUGCUCGCCCUAAUGGACGGUAUGGAUGGCCGAGGACAAGUCAUCGUUAUCGGGGCGACCAACCGCCCUGACGCCGUGGACCCUGCUCUUCGCCGUCCUGGUCGCUUUGAUCGCGAGUUCUACUUCCCGCUUCCUAACCGUGAUGCUCGAAAGCAGAUUAUCCGCAUCAACACUCGAAACUGGGAGCCCGCACUGCCCGACCCCAUGGUGGACACUCUGUCGACCAUCACCAAGGGCUAUGGUGGUUCCGAUCUACGCGCUCUUUGCACUGAAGCGGCCCUCAACGCCAUCCAACGUCGUUACCCGCAAAUCUACAAGACGACAGACCGGUUGCAAGUUCAGCCCGGCUCGGUUCACGUUCAGCCCAAGGACUUCAUGCUCGCUGUCAAGAAGAUUGUCCCUUCGUCUGCUCGAUCGGCGUCAUCUGCCGCGAUCCAGCUGCCAACUCAGCUGGUUCCAUUGUUGUCCAAGCAGCUUGAAGCGCUCAAGGCAGCUGUCGACCGCGCCAUCCCGCCGGGCAAGAAGCGCACUGCGCUCGAGGAGGCAGAGUAUGAGGACGAAGAUGGGGACACGUUCGAGAAGGAAAUGAUGCUCCAGUCGCUCGACAAGCUCAGGACCUACCGUCCACGCUUGUUGGUGUACGGGAAACCGGGUUCUGGGCAGACAUACCUCGGCCCAGCCAUCUUGCACCACCUCGAGGGUUUCCACGUCCAGUCCCUGGACCUUGCGACUCUGAUGAGCGACUCUACGAGAACACCAGAGGCUGCAAUCGUUCAAUUAUUCGUGGAGGCGAAGCGCCACCAGCCAAGCAUCAUUUUCAUCCCCUCUUUGGCACAGUGGUCGUACACAGUGUCGGAGACGACCAGGUCCACAGCCCGGGCACUCUUGGACGGCAUCCCGCCAUCAGACCCGAUCCUCCUGCUGGCCAUCGUCGAUGGCGAACUGGAGACUUUGCCGCGGGAUGUGCGGGCGUGGUUCGGCUUCGGGGACGAAAACCGACUGGAACUUGGCGAGCCAAAGGCGGAGCAACGCGAGGAAUUCUUCGCCGAGAUCCUCGCUGCAGCCAGUAGGCCGCCGACCGAUUUCCCUGACGGUGUGCCACGCAAGCGCCGUGUCCUUGAGGUCUUGCCUCCUGCACCACCCCUUCCACCACGCCAGCCAACCGAAGCAGAGGUUGCUCGCGAAGCGGAGCGUGAUAUCGCGGCGCGCAACAUGCUGUUCGUCAGCUUCUCGUCGCUUGUCAGCGAGUUUAUGAAGAAGUACAGGAGGCCGGUUGCGUUUGUCAAGGAAGAUGCUUUCCAAUACGCCGCCGUUUUGGCGCAGCAAGCUGAGCUGGCGGCGAACCCGCCCAAGACUCCUCCGCAGGUUGAGGCGGAGCCUGUGAUCGGCGACGAAGGUGCUGCCAUUGUUGUCGAGGCUGCCACCGCCCCCGCUGAACCGAUUGCGGUGGACGGCGGCGAAGGCUCCCUCGUUGCGCAGGCGCAGGAGAUGCUCCCACCACCUGCCGUCAUCAACGUCGACGCUGAGACUACCGCUGCCCCCACCCCUACUCCUGUGACAACAUGGCAGGCUCACGACAUGGACAUUGACACGAUUCAGCGCAAGCUCGUCCGACACAAGUACUUUACGCCAAACGACUUUUUGGCGGACGUUGCUCUCAUCGAAGAGAACGCAAAGUACACGAGCGAAGCCGACCGCCAGAUCCGGGUUUCAGAAAUGGUCGCCCACGCCCGGAUGCACGUCCAGAGCUUCGACCAGAAGUGGAUCCCCGAGUUUGAGCGUUACGCCGUUCGCAUGCGCGAGAGGAAAGCUGAGCGAGCAAAGGCCAAGGAAGCUGCUGCCAAGGAGGCCGCCGACAAGGAGGCUGCCGAUAAGGAAGCAGCCGAUAAGGAGGCCGCCGACAAGGCUGCGGCUGAAGGCGGCGUUACGACUGCCGGCUUGGAAGGCGCAGCAGGCGAUGCUACCGCAGCACCAGCACCCGAAGCCAAUGGCUUGAAGCGGGCUCGUGAGGACGAGGAGGGUGCUGCAGGUCCAGCAGAGAAGCGGCCCCGCGACGACGCCAUGGACGUGGACAGCGUUGAUCCUGCUCCGGCACUGGGCACCCCCGGGGCCGCUGCCAACGGAAACGGCAGUGCUCAAGCUCCUCCAGACGUGUCGACUGCGGACCCUGCUCCUGCGCUUUCACGGAACGGCUCGGCCACUCCGCACCCUGCACCAGCCGUCCCCACAGCACCUACAUCCCCCGAGCCAGUCUUGGGACCACUCGUCAUCCCGAACGACGCCCUGCAGAGCCUCGGCGCCUUCCUUCGUGACGGCACCGAGAUCCUCAACGUCGAGCAGCUCGAACAGCUUCGUGCCGCUCUGCUCGACCGUAUCUGGCGCCAGCGGACAAACUGGGAUCGCACCGACCUCGUUACGGAUAUGCGCGAGUUUGCGGGCAAGUUUGUGUCCGAAGUACGGGAGAUUGGGCCCGAGGUGGAAUAGAACAGGGCGUUUUCAAUGCCAACAAAAGACAGAGUAUAGAUGGCUCAUAGUGAAGAAAUGAGAGCAGUGCAGCAGUGAGA